ACACUAUAGAAACCUCAUUGACUCUUGGUCAUCACGAAAUCAUCUCCUUCCUUUGCUAGAUCCCCAAAUCACUACUCAAAAUCAUCUUCUGCAGAUCAAUACAUCUGUCAACUAUGAAGCUUCAAAGAUCUGCUCUCUGUUUCAUUGCAAUCCUGGGGCUUCUAUCCACAAUCGCUCACUCAAUUCGCUUCGAGAUCGAAUCGGGUCACACAAAGUGUAUAGCAGAGGAUAUCAAAAGCAAUUCGAUGACUGUUGGUCAUUACUCAAUUGUUAACCCUAAUGAAGGACAACCUUUACCUGAAUCUCACAGAAUCACUCUCAGAGUGACAUCGGCUUACGGGAAUAGCUACCAUUCGUCUGAAAAUGUGCAAUCGGGUCAAUUCGCUUUUCAGGCUGUUGAGGCUGGAGAUUACAUGGCUUGCUUUUUUGCCAUUGAUCACCAACCGCCGCUUAAAAUUCCGGUUGAGUUCGAUUGGAGGUCUGGUGUAGCGGCUAAAGAUUGGUCAAAUGUUGCCAAGAAAGGUUCCGUCGAUGCAAUGGAAUAUGAGCUGAAGAAACUUGCGGAUACCAUCACUUCAAUUCAUGACGAAAUGAUAUAUCUCAGAGAUAGGGAACGAGAGAUGCAAGAGCUUAACAAAGUGACAAAUUCGAGAAUGGCAUGGUUGAGUUUUCUCUCACUUUUCAUAUGCUUAUCAGUCGCGGGUAUGCAAAUUUGGCACUUGAAAUCUUUCUUUGAAAAGAAGAAGCUCAUUUGAUACCGAUCUUUUUUUUAGUUAAAAGGAUGGAUUUUAAUUCAAAUACAUGUAGCAUCAACAAAUUAAAUGACUGAGAGAAUCAUCUAUGAUAUUUUAUAUUUGAUCUUUUCUAUUAUCAUUAUUUGAGUC
Molecule: messenger RNA, 884 nt
Organism: Helianthus annuus (common sunflower)
Lineage: Eukaryota; Viridiplantae; Streptophyta; Magnoliopsida; Asterales; Asteraceae
Product: transmembrane emp24 domain-containing protein p24delta9
Exons: 4
Coding region: 114-755 (213 amino acids)
Biological process (GO): Golgi organization; endoplasmic reticulum to Golgi vesicle-mediated transport; intracellular protein transport
Cellular component (GO): endoplasmic reticulum-Golgi intermediate compartment; Golgi apparatus; endoplasmic reticulum
Source: RefSeq, a predicted model, not a curated record